Zootermopsis nevadensis is the source of this 2488-nucleotide messenger RNA. The record is from RefSeq and is a predicted model, not a curated record. NCBI's taxonomy places the organism in Eukaryota, Metazoa, Arthropoda, Insecta, Blattodea, Termopsidae.
GCCUGUUAUUGGCUUCUUGCUGUUGGCAAACACGUAAAUGAAUUAAUUGAAUUGAAUUGAAUUGAAUUUAACACAUGACUUCAGAGUUCAAGUGGUGAUAUGGGAGUUCAGGCUGCCACAAAGAAUAUUGAAAGAGAUAGAAAAUAAAGUUAACAAAGUUUACAGAAUGCCGCAAAUGGCGCGAAUGUAGUAACUGAUGAUCAUUAUCUCUGAAACAACUCGUGGUGUGAAGAAAAUUAACACGUAAUUUGCUAUAUUAUUUGAAGCCCUGCGCCGUGAGUUAUUUAUUAACCUAAAGGCACUACUUGGUAUGGUGCAGGAAACCUUUAUGGUUCUUCUCAAAACCAUUAGUGGCAUUAUCAUUUAUUUCGAUUACUUUGUAAAUGUUUCAAAGACAUCACAGUAAAUAUUAUUACGUUCCGAUUAAAGCACAUCCUUAAGUUGUCGUCGGAAAGAACACAGUCCUACCGAGAAAAUUAUCGAAGAUGAGCGGAGCAGAAACGCGUUCCGUUCCACCUGGAAAGACCUUGACAUUUAUGAAUAUUCUACGGCUGAGGGGAAUCACAUUGAGGUUGUCGACUGACGAACAUGCAGUGAUUACUGUCCAAGCUAUUCAAAGUAUGACGCCUUCCAGCAACGGUGUUCGAAGAAACCUUAAUGAGAAAAUAAAGCGUAGAUGGAAAGAUAGUACAAGGAAAUACGUUGUUGACUCCAAAUGCACAACCAGUGUACAAACAACUUAACUAACUCCAUGGAACAGGGUCUUUCUUGUCUUUCUUGACAAGCUAAUAAUAUGCUAAGCUGGUCAAGAAAUCCCAGAAUUUUGCCGUAACUAAAGUCUAAUUACCGUGUUCACAACAGCCCCCAACCAGUCCCUAUCCUCAAACACACAAACCAAAUACUUCCCAUUCAGUUUUACUGAGAUUUAUCUUGAUAUAAUCCUUCCACCUAUACGCAGACUUCCGUGUCGUCUAAUCCUUUGAGGAUACCCAACUAGAAUUUUGGCGCAUUUCUAGACGAGUAGGGCAAGACUGAAAUCAGUUUGUAUGCGGGCCGUAACAUCAAGAAUACCAAGUUAAAACAACAGAUAACUAAUUAACUGAUUAACUAACUAACUACCGUCUAACAGCCAAACAAACACAGGGCCUUCUUCAGUUUGUAGUUAUUCAGAUUAUCGGGAAAUUCCGUGCUGAUGCGGUAUAAGAGUUCAUAUCAGUCACAAAAUAUAAUUAAUCUAAAUUCUACUUUAUCCAGGUCAGACACGUCAGAACAGCCAAAUAUAUUUCAAUAUAAAUUACGCUAUGAGUGAACGGAGUUUGCAGGGUCCAUGUUGUGUCCAGGCCGGUCUCAUAACAGCAUGACCAGACUUAAACUCUACCGCAGAGGGGGAAUCACAAUGGACGCUAACAGUGAUUCCGAUUGUGCUUGGGAAAAUUAUCCAGCUCAUCUCCGGAGCAACCACUUACAAAACCUUCACCUUCUGGAUUUUGCCCUUCCCUCAAGACGUUUUCUUUUUCUUCCACGCUUUGUUCAUCCGCGAUUUUAUCCGGUUAAGAAUCUGUAUAUAUACUGGGUUUGAAGUCUGUUCGUCAGUUGUUGGAUUUUACGCCCACUGUGAAGAUCUUUUUGAAGAACACCAUGGUCAAGUACCUGGUGUAUAUAUCGCUACUUGUAGCUGCCGUCUGGGCAUUACCAACUCCAGGUGGAGGCGGUGGCCUUGGUGGUUACGGAGGAGGUGGCCACGGAGGUGGCAGUUUUGGAGGUGGUGGAUUCGGUGGCGGCCGCGGUGGAUAUGGAGGUAGCCACGGGGGUGGUCUUGGUGGAUACGGGGGCAAAGGCGGAUACGGAGGUGGUGGAUUUGGAGGUGGCGGUGGAUUUGGAGGAGGCGGUGGAUAUGGAGGUGGUGGUGGAUUUGGAGGAGGUUACGGUGGUCAAGGAGGAUAUGGUAAACACGGGUGAUUAUAAAUAUUUGUAAAAACAAUUUGCACUCAGACUACUGUUGUGUAACGACUUUCGUGAUCAAGAAGUGAAAUUACUACAAGUUCUUCGUACCUAUGGAAAUUCAGUUCAGACACAGCAAUGUAAAUUUUGGAAUUUCUGGCAGCGAUCUUGUUAAUUCGACUACAGUAAAAGAAAACUAGACAAUUUAACGUGUCUGUUUUCGAGAAAAUGACAUCUUCAAUGACAGCUUCAACAUUCACAUUUGGAUACUAUUCUAAAUAUAUUAAUGUUCAUAUUUUUGUUUAAUUUUGUGAUAAUUUUGAUUAUGAAACAAUUCACAACGCCACCUUCUGAUAUCACCACACAACUUCUGGUGUUGUACGUUACUAUUAACGUCGGUUCAAGUACGGUUAAUAUUUUUAAUCGGAAAUCAUACCUCACAUGAGUUAUAAAUACAUGACGACACUUUUCUUAUAUUAGUAACUAUGUGCAUUUAAACAUAAAUAUGUUAUUAUUUCACAAAUAAAGAACAUUUUAAAAUUAUUAA